AAUAAAGCUUAUAAAUUGUUCUUCUUUAAUUUUUAACCUUAGUAUAGAAUUAAAAAAAAAAAUGAGUGCAAAUGAAGAUUUCAAGAUAAUUGAUCUUAUAGCUCAAGAUAUUCGUUGGCCCACAUCUUUGGAACAACAUGGAUCUGAUGCAAUGCAUACAGAUCCUGAUUAUUCCUGUGUUUAUGUAACCAUUAAGUUAUUGAAUGGACUAUAUGGCAAUGGUCUUACUUUUACUUUGGGAAGAGGUACUGAAGUCGUCCAAAAAGCAUGUGAAGCCUUAAAACAUUUAGUAGUGAAUAAGAAUGUUCAUGAGAUUUAUAAUAAUUUUGAUAAAUAUUGGAGAAAUCUCACAAGCGAAUCUCAGAUUAGAUGGAUUGGACCAGAAAAAGGUGUUACCCAUUUAGCUGUUGCUGCAAUUAUCAAUGCUUUAUGGGAUUUAUGGUCGAGAAUAGAAAAUAAACCACUUUGGAAACUCUUAGUAGAUAUGGAACCAGAAAAAUUAAUUUCAACAAUUGAUUUUCGUUAUAUUUCUGAUGUCAUAAAGCCUGAAGAAUGUAUUAAAAUGCUAAAAGAUCAAAUGGAAUUUAAAGAUGAUCGUUUGAAAGAAUUAAAAAAGAAUGGCUAUCCAGCAUAUACUACACAAGUAGGUUGGCUUGGAUAUUCCGAUGAAAAAAUUUCAAAAUUAUGCAAAGAAUAUAUUCAAAAAGGAUUUAAUGCUUUUAAAAUUAAAGUUGGACAAAAUUUAGAGAAUGAUAUUAAACGUUGCGAUAUCGUACGCCAAGCAAUUGGUUGGGAUAAAGUUUUAAUGAUUGAUGCAAAUCAAAUAUGGGAUGUUGAAGAAGCUAUUAGUUGGGUUAAGGAAUUAGCAAAAUUCAAGCCAUUAUGGAUUGAAGAACCGACAUCGCCCGAUGAUAUUUUGGGACAUAAACGUAUUUCUGACGCACUGAAAGAAUUUGGUAUUGGUGUUGCAACUGGUGAAAUGUGCGCAAAUAGGAUUAUGUUUAAACAAUUUUUACAAAUUGAAGCUUUGCAAUUUUGUCAAAUUGAUUCAGCUCGAAUAGGUGGUGUUAAUGAAAUUCUUUCAGUAUAUUUUAUGGCAAAAAAAUUUAAUAUCAAAGUAUGUCCACAUGCUGGUGGUGUAGGAUUAUGUGAAAUGGUACAACAUUUACAAAUGUGGGACUAUAUUAGUUUAUCAGGAACUAAAGAUGGACGAUAUAUUGAAUAUGUUGACCAACAGCAUGAUCAAUUUAUUAAACCAGCUAUUGUAAAUGAAGCUGCAAAUUAUAUUGCACCCGAUUGGCCCGGUUAUAGCACAGAAUUAAAAAGAGAAGCUAUUCAAAUGUUUAAAUAUCCAGAAGGUUCCGAAUGGACAAAGUUAUUCAAAAGUGGAAAAUUUAAAAACGAAAAGACAAACCAGAUUGAUAUAACGAAACGAAAAAUAUUUUCAGGAGAAAUGUAUGAUUAAAAAUAUGAGGGAUAUAUGUAUGUAUGUAUGAAUGUGAAUUAUUCAUAUUAUUGUUUUUGUAUACAUUAUAUAAAAUAUUAUUUUAUUUUUUUUUUCUAUAAUUGGAGUUUUGUUAUCUGUUUUGUGAUAAGAAAUAAUUUGUUUAAAUGUACCUCGUGUAUUAUAAACUUUGAAUAACAUACAUACGUUUUAAAUUUAAAGCUAUUUACUCAACAAAUUGUUAAUCAUUAUAAGUAUAAA
Messenger RNA from Condylostylus longicornis, 1705 nucleotides. Its product is annotated as mitochondrial enolase superfamily member 1-like. The record is from RefSeq and is a predicted model, not a curated record. NCBI's taxonomy places the organism in Eukaryota, Metazoa, Arthropoda, Insecta, Diptera, Dolichopodidae. Gene Ontology annotation, molecular function: magnesium ion binding; L-fuconate dehydratase activity. The transcript has 2 exons. The coding region runs from base 62 to 1465 and encodes 467 amino acids. Gene Ontology annotation, biological process: carbohydrate catabolic process; amino acid catabolic process.